Molecule: messenger RNA, 1398 nt
Organism: Marchantia polymorpha subsp. ruderalis
Lineage: Eukaryota; Viridiplantae; Streptophyta; Marchantiopsida; Marchantiales; Marchantiaceae
Source: the annotation of a GenBank genome assembly
AGUUCUAGAGGCAGUACCAAAUCCUGCAGUCAGUAGCGAGAUGCCGUGCCCGCCAUGUCUGAGGGUGCAGAGCCGUGGGCAACGCCAGCGGCGGACGGUUGCAUGGUUUCUGGCCAGAGCCACUGUCCUCAUUCGGUUGUUCGAAUCCCAAAUUUCACCGACGAGGGAACUGGUCGUACUCAGCGUUCCUAUGCAACAGCGGACACCGUGGCCACGAGGCUGUGGCAUUUUUACAGCCUCUGGAGCUUCUCCAUAGGCCUCUUGUUCGGUUGCAUUUGCGCUUGAAAUGCGCGGCCCACCAGCCUUUUCUUCUCCGGGACGAAUCGGAUGUCAUGAGGUUGUUUUUCUGUUGUAAAGAUGAAGAGAGAUCUUGAUACGUGGUGGGAUUGGAGGGCGGCGACGACGACGACUGGAGACGAAGACAGUUCGAUAUCGCCGGAGGCUGCUCUGGAACUGCUAGUACAGAAAUGUGUGGUUUUGGACAAUUUGUCACCUGUCAGCUACGUGCACACGAUUCGGACGGCGUUGGAGCAGUUCGGGAAGGUUCGUGGAGUGAAGCUUGUGAGGGACUGCCAGACAUGUUUGUUCACCGGGGUAGCUUUUGCAGAAAUGGAGAGCAAGGAGCAGAGAGACCAGGUUGUUAAAGAACUGAAGGACUAUCUUCUCAUGAUAGGUCAAAUGCCUCGCCCUGCUCGGGCCAUUCCUGCUUGUCCAGAACUGAUGAUAGAUCAUCCACUGCGUAGUUUUUCUCGUAAGGUAUCUGCACGUCUGGUUACUCCAAAAAAUCCACGCUAUGCGCAACUGCGCGAGACCGCCAUUCAAGAGAAUAUACAUUAUGCACACCAGAGUGCACUUAUUCAGCAUAGGAAGGAAGAGGAGUUGAAGCUGGAGAAGACUCAACAGAGAAUUUGCCAAGAGAACAUAGAUAAACUGAAGUUUCUAGAGGGCCAAAAAUCCUCUGAUGCUUUCAAACUAGUAAAGCAAAUUCACGGGGGGCUUCGACAAUGAAGAUUUUACUGGGCCAUUUUACGUGUCAUUUAUCACCGUACAGGCUCGGUACGGGAAUUGGAGAGUUGUUGAAUCUAGAUCACCAGUUGAGCUUGCAUGAGAGUUGGUUAUUCCCGAAUUUCAACUGACGUCAAAGUUGAAAGCAUGCAAGUGAAUAUAGACGCCGGAGUCAACUACGUCCAGGACGAUGAUGACCGUGAUCUGUUCCAGGUUCUAAAGAGUCGCAUCUUCAGGUCAAAGUGCCUGCGGGUCAGCGAGGAGGCUCACGUAUGCUUUUUCAUUUCACCUGUAUGAUGUAAAGAGUUGGGCCCCAACAAUUUUGAUCGAUGAAAAUAUCCAUUUGUUAAAUUCUCCUCCUUCCCGUUUCUAUCAAGCUUUACAAGCUUCGUG